GGGGCUGGGGGGCCAUGCUGUGGGUGCCCAGACCCCCCCUUGCCAUCAGGCCCUGGGGAGUCGCGGCUCCCGACGCCUUGGGUUUACAUUGAUCUGGUUUUGUACAUUUGUAAACACUUGUAAAUAUUUGUACCUUGAGCGCCUGGAUGUACAUUUUUAAGCUAAAAACCUGCCAGUGGAGACACGUGGUGACUUUGCGUGGGGGGUGUUUUGGGGGGGGGUCGGGGCUUUUGUGGUUGUUUCGCCUCCCCCAGAGUUUUCUCUCCCUCCUGCAUCCUGUGGGAUGCGGGUGGGAGGGCUCCAGGUGCCCGUCCCGGGUGUCCCCUCGCUGGCAGGGGGGACCACGUCCCUCCCUUGCCCCCAACACCCCCAACUUGGCUCUGCCAGCCAGACCAGCCAUGUCCCCCCCUAUCCCAGUGGAGAGGUGCCUGCCCUGUGCCCGAGGUAGGUGCUGGGACCCCAAACCCAUCCCCAGAGCCACAUCUGCUGCUCCCGAUGCCGUUCCUGGUGCUGCUGUCCCUUCUCCAGGCUCUGUGGACACGGUGGGCAGCCUGGUGGCACAGUGACAGCAUGAGACCCCUGAGGGACAGCCAGAGGAGAUGCUGAGGUCAGGUCAGGAGCUGGCACAGGAACCAGCUGGAUGAAGCCCAUCCUGGGGGGGCACCUGCAGGGGGACCCCAAGAAUCACACUGGGGCUGCACCAUCCACUGGAGAGCAGGGGUUUCCCAGUAAACAUUUGGGAAGUGGAUGGCACAGCUUCUGGCUUCCUCUUGGUCCCACCAGCACUUCCAUCUGCUUGCACAUGAAUCAGAGGUGUCUUCUCCUGCACCUGGAGGAGAGCAGCAGCCCUGGUGAUGAAGGAGAGGUGUCCCAGGGCAGCAGGACCCUUCCUGGAUGGCAGGUCUGAGAAGACAAGCAGCUGUUGCCAUCAGCCAGGAGCUGAGCCGGCUCGCCUGCCGCAGCCCUGGACCCAGCACCUGGAUCCACCAGGUCCGGAGGAGAAGCUCCUUGCUCAGCUCGAGGCUGGAGGAGAAACCCUUCAGUGAGAUGGAAAUGUCUUACAUCAAGCAAGGGGAGGAAGCCCUCCAGAAAUCACUCAGCAUCCUCGGGGACCAGGAUGGCUGGAAAACAGAGAUGACAGUGGAUAACGGGGACAAAGUGCUGAGCAAAGUGCUCCCAGAUGUGGGCAAGGUGUUCCGACUGGAGGUGGUGGUGGACCAGCCCCUGGAUGCAGUGUAUGGUGAGCUGGUGGACAACAUGGAGCAGAUGGGAGACUGGAAUCCCAACGUCCAAGAGGUCAAGAUUCUCCAGAAGAUUGGGAAGGAUACAGUGAUCACCCACGAGAAGGCAGCUGCUCCCCCGGGGAACAUUGUUGGACCCCGGGACUUUGUGAGCGUCCGGUGCUCCAAGAGACGCGGCUCCACCUGCGUCCUGGCUGGCAUGGCCACCACGUUUGGAGCCAUGCCCGAGCAGGAGGGCUUCGUCAGAGCUGAGAACGGUCCCACCUGCAUGAUCCUGCGCCCGCUGUCUGGCAGCCCCUCACAGACCAAGCUGACGUGGCUCCUCAGCAUUGACCUGAAGGGCUGGCUGCCAAAGACCAUCAUCAACCAGGUCCUCUCCCAGACACAGGUCGACUUCGCCAACCACCUCCGGGAGCGCCUUGCCCGGACCUGCUGAUGGCAGGACAGUCUAGUAGUGCUUGGUGCAGGGAAUCUUGUGCUGGGGUAAGUCAGACACAGCCUGGGCUCACCAGCCAAGGCUUUUAACUAGUAGACACCACUAAUUAAUAAAGCUUUAUUAAUUGGAACUAACUAGUGGCCAGCCCAUGUUCAGUGGGGCAAACACAGGACUGAAGAUUUGAGGCUAAGUCCUGCGCCUGCCCUACUGAGCAUGUGCACCACCUGUAACCAGGCAGUUUCAAUAAAUUAAUAAAGAUUUGUUAUUCAUGGAGACUACUUCCCCAGGGAGGCUGCAGGGCCCACACCUGCUCAAAAGUUUUGAAGUCCUGCAUUUGACCCACUGAGCAUAUGUGGGCCCAGCCAAGCACCUGCAGCCUCCCUAGCUAAUUCAUUUAAAUGCAUAAUAAAGCUUUAUUUAUUAGUGGUGUCUACUAGCAACUAAUUAGCCAGGCCUUUACUGGUAGACAUCACUAAGUCAUAAAGCUUUAUUAUACAUUCACUGGAAUUAGUGAGGUUGUUGCAGGGCCCACACAUGCUCAGUGUGCAGGACUAAAACGUGAGGUUCAAGUCCUGCGUUUGACCCACUGAGCACGUGCAGGCCCAGCCAAGCACCUGCAGCCUCCCUAGCUGAUUGGUUCCAGUGAUUAAAUAAUAAAGCUUUAUGAAUUAGUGAUGUCUACCAGUAAAGGCCUGGCUAAUUAGUUAUCAGGGAAGGCCUAGCCCCCCAGCCUGGAAACAUCAGCACAUGCUCAGGGGGUCAAAUGCAAGACUUUAAAAUUUUGAGCCCUGUGUUUGCACAAUGAGCAUGUGUAGUUCCAAUGAUUAAAUAAUAAAGCUUUGUUAUUACUGGUGGUGUGCUAGUGACUAGGCCUGGCUAAUUGGUUACUAGUACACCACCACUAAUCAAUAAUAAAGCUUUAUUAUUUAAAUGGUGGCUACAGGUGCUUGGUAGAGUCUGCACAUGCUCAGUAGGUGAAAUGCAGGACUUGGAACCUCAAGAUUUUUAGCCCUCCCCUAGUGAAGCAGCUUUAAUUUAUUGUUCUUGUAGAGGGACAGAGUCAGAUUAUUUAUUCAUUCAGAGUUCUGCAGUGAUCAUCAUUGGCAAGAGCUUAGUGAAGUGUGGCUACUUGUGAUGAAUGAAGUCUGAGUCCAAAGACAUCCAAGAGUUAAAGCCUUUAUUUUUAAACUGGUUUCCAGUUUGUUGGGAAAUAAAAAAUAAAAUACA
Molecule: messenger RNA, 2904 nt
Organism: Apus apus (common swift)
Lineage: Eukaryota; Metazoa; Chordata; Aves; Apodiformes; Apodidae
Gene: STAR
Product: steroidogenic acute regulatory protein
Exons: 8
Coding region: 895-1677 (260 amino acids)
Biological process (GO): intracellular cholesterol transport; regulation of steroid biosynthetic process; steroid biosynthetic process
Cellular component (GO): mitochondrial intermembrane space; mitochondrion
Molecular function (GO): cholesterol binding; cholesterol transfer activity
Source: RefSeq, a predicted model, not a curated record